AUGCACGACGGCAAAGUUAGCCGCAGUUCCCCGACGAUCAUUUUAUUGUUUGCCACUCGACGACGCACUACGGCAAAGUUAGCCCCAGUUUCUCGACGAGUACUUUGUCUCAGUGAGACAUCGACGCCCCACGACAAUGUAGUUACCCGAGGUUUGUCGACCGUCGGAUCACUCUUACCAACGACCCGUACAAACCUCGGAGAAGUUCAAAAUUGUAUGCAGCCGGAGAAAAGAGUUACCAGAAGUAUGAGCAGACCAGGAGAGACGGUAGAGGAGACGGAGAGGAGGAUGUUGGAGGAAUUAAGACAAAGCUUGGGGCCAUUGCCUGGAGCAAUUGAUACCCCCGAAGGAUCAACCCAAGGAGAUGAGUUCUAUCCUCCCCUACCCCUUGAACCACCUCCUCAGCCGGCCGGGCUGUCAGAACCACCAACCUUGAGGACGGGUUCCGAAGGUUCGGGACAGACUCCACGACCAAGGGAGUGGGACGCAGAAGGUAGACUUAGUUCGGCGUGA
Tremella mesenterica DSM 1558 is the source of this 513-nucleotide messenger RNA. RefSeq lists its product as uncharacterized. The coding region runs from base 1 to 513 and encodes 170 amino acids. NCBI's taxonomy places the organism in Eukaryota, Fungi, Basidiomycota, Tremellomycetes, Tremellales, Tremellaceae. The transcript is spliced from 2 exons. The record is from RefSeq and is a predicted model, not a curated record.